Messenger RNA from Hevea brasiliensis (rubber tree), 1518 nucleotides. RefSeq names its product protein SYM1. The record is from RefSeq and is a predicted model, not a curated record. Bases 189 to 1208 code for a protein of 339 amino acids. The transcript has 7 exons. Lineage: Eukaryota; Viridiplantae; Streptophyta; Magnoliopsida; Malpighiales; Euphorbiaceae. Gene Ontology annotation, cellular component: membrane; cytoplasm.
AUCUUGAAAAGUGGCACAUUAAAAAUUUUGAAGGGAAAAUCUGUAGUCGACUUCUCUUUUGAUUGCGGGGAAGGAAAAGAAAAAGCUACUGUACGCUUUCUGGUUCCUCGAUCGAACCUUUCUUGUAUGCGAUCUCGUGUACGGCAAAUCAGCUCUCUUCUUGGAAACCUUAACCAAUUUAAGCAUCCAUGGCGACUCUUAAUGCUCUCACCUCUCACCAACUCUCUACACUGACUAAACCCGUCACACAAUCCCAAAAACGUAAAUCCUUUCCUCUUCUCUCUACCAGACGCUUCGGCAAACCCAAACCAUCAAACAAUUCACUCCUUUCAACCCAUAACAGAAAGACAUGGGCGAUUGGAUCGGUCACCGAGGACAGGGAAGUGGUUCCCCUCAAGGAUAGCCCUCCAAAGGACCAAGACAACCCUUCAUUCCUUAGUGGGUCUAAGGAGAAAGGAGAAGUUGAUGAUGAUAAAGAUAAGUUAUUGAGUAGAGCAAUUAAUGCUACUAUUGUUUUGGGUUUUGGGAAUCUUGCUGUCAGUAAGUUGCUCACUAUUGAUCAUGACUAUUGGCAUGGAUGGACCCUUUAUGAGAUACUAAGGUAUGCACCUGAACACAAUUGGAUUGCAUAUGAACAAGCUCUGAAAACAAACCCUGUUUUAGCUAAAAUGGCUAUCAGUGGGAUUGUCUACUCUAUAGGAGAUUGGAUUGCACAAUGCUAUGAAGGAAAACCACUUUUUGAGUUUGACCGGAUUCGCAUGUUUAGAUCAGGCAUUGUUGGGUUUACUCUUCAUGGAUCCUUGUCUCAUUAUUACUACCAAUUCUGUGAGGCUCUUUUUCCUUUUCAAGAUUGGUGGGUGGUCCCUGCCAAAGUCGCCUUUGACCAAACAAUAUGGGCUGCAGUCUGGAACAGCAUCUAUUUCACAGUGUUGGGUUUCCUGCGUUUGGAGUCCCCAGCAAAUAUUUUUAGUGAACUGAGAGCAACAUUUUGGCCUAUGUUGACCGCUGGAUGGAAGCUUUGGCCAUUUGCUCAUUUGAUUACUUAUGGUCUUAUCCCCGUUGAAGAGAGGCUUCUUUGGGUGGACUGUGUGGAACUCAUCUGGGUUACCAUACUCUCUACUUACUCAAAUGAAAAAUCAGAGGCUCGGAUAUCUGAAGCAACAUUAGAAGAAAGUGCAAAUUCCACAAGCAAUCCUACUGAGGAGUAAAUGAAUUGGAAGAUCAUGGCUAAAUGAGAAGGGUCUUGUGAUUGUUGUCAAUAGAUUAACCAACCAUAUCCGCCUUUCCGCGUCUUGAAACUAAACAUAUUACACUGGAAAUGUGCAUAUCAACAGCUUAAUCAGAUUACCGCCUUCACAGGAAUUUUUAUUUUGUUUUUGAAGUUGUGUAUGCUAUCACUGUCAGUUCAAAUUGAGAGAAAGUGGCAAGAUUGAUUCAUUCUUUGUACCAAGUCAUGCAAAUACAGAAUAUUUGAUACCAAGGAAGAAUGUAUAUAAAACAUUAUAAUUGUUCAUUUUA